Messenger RNA from Telopea speciosissima, 926 nucleotides. Its product is annotated as secoisolariciresinol dehydrogenase-like. Lineage: Eukaryota; Viridiplantae; Streptophyta; Magnoliopsida; Proteales; Proteaceae. The transcript has 2 exons. The record is from RefSeq and is a predicted model, not a curated record. Bases 105 to 926 code for a protein of 273 amino acids. Gene Ontology annotation, molecular function: oxidoreductase activity.
AUAUAUACUUGCUUUUAGUCCCGAUAUGAGAUAUGGGUUUAGAAGAAGACCAACAAAGAUCUAAGCAAACCAAUUUCUUGUGAACCCACUGUCGAGUUUCAAUCAUGAUUUAUGACAAGCUUCUUACUUCCAUCGGAAGGAGACUAGAAGGAAAGGUUGCAGUAAUCACUGGAGGUGUUGCGGGCAUUGGUAAAGCUACUGCCAAAUUGUUCAGCCAACAAGGUUGUAGGGUAGUUAUUGCUGACAUCCAAGAUGACUUGGGUCACUCCAUCUGCAACGAAAUUGGGGCAGAGAUGUCCUCAUUCGUGCAUUGCGAUGUCACCAAAGAAGAUGAAGUGAAGAAUGCAGUAGACGAGGCUGUUUCAAGAUUUGGAAAGCUUGACAUAAUGUUCAACAAUGCCGAGACCAUUGAUCCACCUAAGGUAAGAAUUAUGGACAAUCAAAAAUCGGAUUUCGAAAGGGUUGUCGGCGUCAAUGUCACGGGUGUGUUCUUAGGCACAAAACACGCAGCCCGUGUCAUGUUACCGGCGAAACAAGGCAGCAUCAUUAACAAUGGGAGUGUGAGUUCAAUCGUGGGAGGUAUAGCCACUCAUGCUUAUGUGGCUUCGAAGCACGCAGUAGUAGGUCUCACUAAGAAUGGAGCUGCGGAACUGGGUCGGGUUGGGAUUAAGGUUAAUUGUGUCUCAGCAUUCGCGAUCGCUUCACCUUUUGUUAAGAAUGUGUUGAAGAAUUAUGAAGAUGGUAAGAUAGAGAAGAGUGUAGAAGGGUUAGCGUGUCUCAAAGGAGUUAACCUGGGUGAACAAGAUAUUGCUGAGGCUGCACUUUAUUUUGGGAGCGAUGAGUCAAGAUGUGUUAGUGGCCAUAAUUUUGUUAUCGAUGGAGGCUUUACCGUUGCAAAUACCAGCUUUGGUAUCUUCGACCAAUGA